Messenger RNA from Thermochaetoides thermophila DSM 1495, 807 nucleotides. RefSeq lists its product as uncharacterized. The record is from RefSeq and is a predicted model, not a curated record. The transcript has 2 exons. Lineage: Eukaryota; Fungi; Ascomycota; Sordariomycetes; Sordariales; Chaetomiaceae. The coding region runs from base 1 to 807 and encodes 268 amino acids.
AUGGCCGCGAGUCUACGCAGUUGCCUUCAGCGCUCGGUCGAAGCGAGUCCGCGUGGGGUUUUCACAGACACCCUCAACGGCUCAAUUUUCAGGGUUAAUACCGUCUCUCGCUUGCAAAACCUACAGUCGCCUGCGACGUUCGGCCUGGUUCUGUCCAGCUCUACCAGCUUCCCGAGCAGUGCGCGAACAACAUCAACCCAACGGCGCGGCUUCUCUUCCCUCACACCUCUCACUAUUACGACCUCCAUAACACAGACACAACUCAACAGCAGCAGAGCGCAGUUCACUACAUCUACAAAGAUGGCCUCCGACGAGGACUACCUUGCCUUCCUCAACAAGGCGAACGAGCCUUUGGCUGCUAAGCCCCCGCAGAAGACGGAUGCGACACGUGAGGAAGUGUUUCAUGCUACGCAGGAGGGGGUGGAGGUGCCCGAGUGUUUGGUGAGCGCCUGUCAGCAAGCAGAGGAGAAGGGAUUGUGCUAUGUGAGUGAGACGGAUGAGCCGUUUGAGCUUGUUGGGUUGGCGUUGGAGGGGGAGGAGGAGGUGUUGCCGGAUGAGGAGACUUUUGCCCGACUGAUCGGACACCCGGCACCUACCGAAGCAGAGAUUCAGAUCCUUGACCCGGUCGAAUGGGACAGUACUGGGCAGUACACCGAGAUUGUCGAUGCUGUGCGUGAAGCUGGUGAGGGCAGCGACGUGCGGGUAUAUCGAGUCGUGAAGGACCAUGUCAGGGUUUACUAUUGGGUUGUGACGGUUGCGAAGGGGAAGAGGCUGGUGGGGGUUAAGGCUUUGAGCGUGGAAAGUUGA